AUAGUGCAAAGAGUAGGGGCUGAGGAUAGUUCCUUGUGGAAGACCUGUUGUACGACGACGUGGUCCAGUUAAUUGAUUUUGGUACCGAACCCAUAUGUAUCUUUCAGCGAGGAAAGAGCCAAUUCCAUAAAUCAGUUGUGGCGGGAUUCCAAUGGUUUCCGACUUCUGUAGCAACACAUGUAUAAGAACAUUAUCAUAUGCUUCAAUUAUAUCCAGGGAUAUAGCUAUUACAUUCUCUUUCGUUGUUGUUGCGUCAUAAAUCUCUGGGGUUAAGGUAUUUAAAUAAUCUAUUGUUCCCUUGCCUUUUCCAAACCCAUACUGACUCGAUGACAGUGUCUGAUUUGAUUCCAACCACCAUUCCAAGGGAUUUUUUACCAGGGGUUAUAUAGCUUUACCGAUACAGAAAGAAAGAGAAAUAGGUCUAUAGCUAUAGUUGUCAGUUGUGACAAAGAUGUUUACCAAAGAAAUUUAUUUGAACUGUCAUCUGGUAUGCAGGAAUAUUUAAAGAACUUCUUUGCACGUAGAUCGAGUGCAGAGAACUAUUGUUGACAAUAAACAUAUUACACGCUUUUUUGCAAAAUUUACCAAGCGCUUGAUUCAUAUACAUGGGCCAGUAUUCUUUUGUGGCCAGAUUCUGACUUUUACAGUUUUUGCGUUGGCUUAGGCUGACUAACAUUUGAGCAUACCGGUGUUUUCACACUUCAACAAUAGAUAACUGGGUAUUGUGAUAUCAUUCAAGUACGGUUUUCUUGCCAAUUAUAGUGAUCUUUGCGUUUGCAGACAAGUGCCGUGUACGUGCCAGAAAAAAAAUGUUGUGACGCAUUACUGUAGCAUACACAAAAAUGGGGUCAGAAACGAGUAAACUACCAGAUCUUGAAAUUGAAGAGAGAAAUGUGGAAGUUACUGCUGACUGGAUAAUGCAUAGAGCGCACGUUUAUUCAGAAAAACCUUACAGUGUAUCGUUAUUUGUAUUUGAACCGAGUAAUGACGUGAAUGUGAAGAAGACAGUUCUGUUGGAACGCUGUGCAAAAAAUUUGCUAAAGUACCGCCAUCCAUGCAUAUUGAAGUACAUUUCUUCAUAUUGGUCAAAAGGUUCAUUCUACUUGGCGACAGAAGUAGCAAAACCACUUACUCAUGUACUGCAAAGCCAAUCUCCUUUGCAGAUUUGUGUUGGACUGCAUUCUAUUCUAAAGGCUAUAAAUUUUCUACAUCGGAAGGCACAAGCAAGCCACAAUAAUUUGUGUCGUGCUGCUAUAUAUGUUAGCCCUGAUGGUGUGUGGAAGCUAGGAGGCUUUGAACACAUGUGUCCCUUUUCAAAACUAAGCCAUGCAUUUUUGCAAAAAGCAAGUGAUAGCAGGUAUCAGAAAGCUAUAGCACCAGAGGAGGAGUCACCAGAAAGUUUACUCAGUUUGCCUACUUCAAUUGACCAGUUUGCCUUUGGUGUUCUAGUUGAAGAAGUUCUGAACUGUGAAAGUGAAGAUGAAGUACCAGCCUUGAAAGAGUUCCUUGAACUAGCAAAGACACAGCUUCAGAAUGUGAGACAUACUUCACGUCCUACAUUAUCUACAUUAUUGACUCAUGAUUUCUUCAGUCAUGACUUCAUUAGAGUUUAUAGUUUUCUUGUGGAAUUGCCUGUUAAAACAGAAGAAGAAAAAAAAUCUUUCUUCAGUUGUCUUGUAGACCAACUACUGACAUUUCCAGAAACUCUUGUCGCAAAACAGCUUAGUGGUUUAUUGUUGGCCCGUCUUGUGUUAUUGGAUUCAGCAGCACAGGAAUGCCUUCUUCCUCACAUUUUGCACCCUAGGAGUGAGAAUGGAGGGAAUGGUCUCCUGUCACCAAAUAUGUACAGACAAUAUAUCGUACCACAGCUAGUACAGAUAUUCUGUGUGCGUGAUGCACAGAUUCGGUUGGUUCUGUUGAAGCAUUUCAAGCACUACUUUCACAUGUUUACUUUGGAACAGUUGAAGAAUCAAAUACUGCCUGAGUUGUUGGUAGGAAUAAAGGAUACAAAUGACCUAUUAGUAACGGCAACACUUUGUGCACUUGCUGAACUGGUUCCUGUACUGGGUGCAGCAGCUGUCAUAGGAGGAAAACGGGCCCGGCUGUUUACUGAUGGUCGGCCACUGGUUGUGGGGCAUCAGUCCAGAGCCACACAGCUACAGUGUGAUCCAAAUGGUAUUACUAGCUGUGAUGUGCAGCUUUCUGAGAGACCUUCCCCUGACGGUGGAGAAGAUCAUAGCUCUUCAGAUGAGGAAACUGCUGUUUGGUCUGACUGGGAAAACAAUGGAGAGAGUAAUGUUCAAGAUUCUGUAUUAGAAGAGAAACCAAAGCCAUCCACUAGGAAUCAAGAGAAACCAUCACAGACAUUACAUGAUAUCUCGUUCCUGGAUAUUAAAAGUGCUCCUACCAGCAGUCAAGAUGAAUUCAACUAUUUCCAGGAUAUGGAGCCAGUAAUAUCAAAGCCACCAGUUGCACAGAUAGAUCAGGACAUUGAACAUGGUGUACAGACUCAUGGGGUUACUUCCAGGCUCUUUGCUGUUGAUACUUCAGAGCAUGAUAAGUGGUUGGCCGAAAGUGAUGGUUGGGGUGAUGACAUAGUUGACUGGGACAACAAUGAAAGUCACAAAGAUGACCUAGAAAAUACAAUUGUGACUUAGUUACAAAACAAAUGAAAACAUAGUUUUGUAAAUGUAUGUUGUGCUACAAAUAAAACAAAACCUCCAGUUGUAA
Schistocerca gregaria is the source of this 2730-nucleotide messenger RNA. Its product is annotated as protein-associating with the carboxyl-terminal domain of ezrin. Gene Ontology annotation, biological process: protein phosphorylation. The record is from RefSeq and is a predicted model, not a curated record. Bases 843 to 2657 code for a protein of 604 amino acids. Lineage: Eukaryota; Metazoa; Arthropoda; Insecta; Orthoptera; Acrididae. The transcript has 11 exons. Gene Ontology annotation, molecular function: ATP binding; protein kinase activity.